AUCGAUAAAAGUUCCGUACGUUAAUAAUGAACCGACAUACGUCAGGAAUGAGAAAUAUUAAAUGAAGAUGAAAUUUAGUUCUCCUCAAGACUCUGGCAGUGAAUAAACUUUUCUUUCAUUUCAAUUUCAUUUCACUUGUAUCUACUACUGAAACUUUGCUCUUGACAGCAAUGGAUUUACAAGUCGAGAAAGAGUUAAAAGAAGCAAAAUCACUGCUUAAUAAAGUGUCAUGGGUGAUGGGAUUUUUGGGCGCUUGGCCGGUUCAAAAAUCACUCUUUCAACGAAUUAAAUUUACAAUUUUUGUCAUAUAUAAGUGCCUGUAUUUAUUAAUGGCAUUUAACGGUUUAGUGGCGAAUUUUGAUAACGUCAAACUCUUGACGGUAUUUGUCCAACAAAUCUCAGGCCUUUCGAUGACAUUCAAUCGAAUAUUAUUCAUAAAUUUUUCCACAAAUGUCAAAGACAUAAUUAUAGCCACUCAAAGUGAAAUAAGAAAUAUCGAUAAAAAAGAUCUUAGCGAAAAAAUGAUUUAUAUUAAAAUUCAUCGAACCGCGAAAAUUUAUUUCACCUUAACUAUUAGUUUUGUAUUUUUUACAGCAGUGAGCUGGUAUGUUUUGCCUCUACUAAGGUGUUUUGUUGCUUGGCUGACACAUAAACCAUUAGUUAUAGUAGUACCUUACAAAGUUAAAAUAUUUUUCUUCAACGUUUCAUCAUUCGAACGUUCGUUUUUAUUAUACAUUAGUCAGAUUCCAACGUCACUUAUGCAGCCAACUUACGUCGCCUCAAUUAACAUGCAACUAGUGAUUGUCACAAAUCUUUGCGCUCAAAUAGCAAUUCUUUCGAGUAAAGUUCGAAGUUUAGAUUUGGAAAAGGAUUCGUCAUCUUCUAAUUUAAUUCUGAGAGAUAUUGUAGUCCGACAUGUUGAAUUAUACAAGUUAGCAAGAAAAAUUGAAAAUACUUGGACGCCUAUUUACUGCCUUGAGCUUGCUGUUUUAACUCCUCUUAUUUCAAUAAUUAUCUAUAAUGCGAUGAUCCUUCUAAGUAGUGGUCAAAAAGUAACAGCAAUUCCUUAUUGCACUUACAUGAUUGUUACCCUAGGAAGUCUCUUCGGGCAUUGUCUGAUGGGGGAAUCAUUGAAGAACCAAUGUGAUCUUCUUUCGGAAGCUUAUUAUCACUGUAACUGGACCGAUAUGCCGAUGAUUAACAAAAAAAAGUUGAUAAUUUGCAUGACAUACACCAAUAUCACCCUGCAUAUCACCGCUGGAAAAUUUUUCGUUUACUCAUACAAUGCAUAUACAGGUAUGCUGAAAACUAUAAUGGCAUAUGUGUCUCUAUUACGCACAGUCGCAAUGUAAUAUAUAAUAGCAAUUACAAGCUAUCAUUAUUUUGACAAAUAUCGUGAGAGUAUUUGAAUGUCAUUUUCUUUUUUUACUAGUGAUAAAUCUUAUUCAUACGUGCACUUGCUUCAUUAUCUGUAAUAUUACGAGCAGUGGUAAAGUAUUGACCACAAAUAUAUUGUAUUUUAAAUAACGACUUUGAUCACAACUUUUGAAAUAAAGA
Molecule: messenger RNA, 1557 nt
Organism: Microplitis mediator
Lineage: Eukaryota; Metazoa; Arthropoda; Insecta; Hymenoptera; Braconidae
Exons: 7
Coding region: 171-1352 (393 amino acids)
Biological process (GO): detection of chemical stimulus involved in sensory perception of smell; sensory perception of smell
Cellular component (GO): plasma membrane
Molecular function (GO): olfactory receptor activity; odorant binding
Source: RefSeq, a predicted model, not a curated record